This is a messenger RNA of Raphanus sativus (radish), 864 nucleotides long. RefSeq lists its product as uncharacterized. Bases 1 to 780 code for a protein of 259 amino acids. Lineage: Eukaryota; Viridiplantae; Streptophyta; Magnoliopsida; Brassicales; Brassicaceae. The transcript has a single exon. The record is from RefSeq and is a predicted model, not a curated record.
AUGAGUUUUAAUAUCCAAAAUGCUUCUUUUCAAAAAAAUUCUUCUUCUUCUUCUUCUUCAGACUCAUUUGAAUUAGAUCAAUGGAUUAUUGAUGAAAAUGAGACAAUAGAGAGAGAAGAACAAAUUGCAGUCAAUUUGUUUAUCAACAAUAAUCGUUUUAUUCACCAAUUCAAUCAGGAAAAUAAUCAUGUAAGUCACCGAGGUUCUAUCAUUGGUCGUUCAGUUAUUUUUCGUGAUAGAGAAAAUGCUCAUCGUAAUUUGUACAAUGAUUAUUUUUCUGAUCAUCCUGUGUAUGGUGAAAGAGAGUUUCAUCGUCGAUUUAGAAUGUCACGGAGGUUAUUUCUUCACCUUGUCGAUGCCGUCAAGCAACAUGACAACUACUUCAACCAACGACAUGAUGCAUCUGGUAGACUUGGAUUAUCAACUUUACAAAAAGUAACAGCUGCUCUUCGGAUCUUGGCAUAUGGCAUGCCUGCUGAUGCGACCGAUGAAUACAUUAAAAUAGGAGAGUCUACAGCAAUUGAAUGCAUGAAAAGAUUUUGUCGUGCAAUUGUAUUUGUCUUUUCAGAGUGGUAUCUCAGGUCACCAACACCAGUGGACGUUUCUAGGCUUCUCAAUAUUGGCCAACAACGCGGAUUUCCUGGAAUGUUAGGCAGUCUUGAUUGCAUGCAUUGGAAGUGGAAAAACUGUCCAACGGCAUGGGCAGGACAAUUUGCAGGCCGUAGCGGGUCACCUACGAUCAUUCUCGAAGCGGUUGCAGAUUAUGAUCUAUGGAUAUGACAUGCCUUUUUCGGAAUGCCGGGAAGUAACAACGAUAUUAAUGUUCUGAAAUCUUCCAAUUUAUUUUCCAAGCUUGCUCAAGGU